Messenger RNA from Xenia sp. Carnegie-2017, 2117 nucleotides. RefSeq names its product octopamine receptor beta-2R-like. The record is from RefSeq and is a predicted model, not a curated record. Gene Ontology annotation, cellular component: membrane. The coding region runs from base 938 to 2014 and encodes 358 amino acids. The transcript has 4 exons. Gene Ontology annotation, molecular function: G protein-coupled receptor activity. Gene Ontology annotation, biological process: G protein-coupled receptor signaling pathway. NCBI's taxonomy places the organism in Eukaryota, Metazoa, Cnidaria, Anthozoa, Malacalcyonacea, Xeniidae.
UUCUUCAUGGAAACAGCACCGUAUAAACACACACUAGAGGGACCGGAUGAUAUGCCAGCUCAUGUCAAGACAAGCCUAAUGGGCGCCAGUUUGACAAUUCCCAUCACCGACGGUAGAUUAAAUCUUGGAACGUGGCAGGGAGUUUGGUUAUGCGAACAUAGAGAUCAUGCAAGUUCAAGAAAUAUCGUCGUUACCAUGCAAGGUGUUCGUAAAUGACUUGUUUUUUUCAGUACCUUGAUCAGUUUGAUGUAUGUGUUUGCAAAGAUUCCUUUGAAUAGAACACUGCUGGCGAUAUUCAAAUCAAUAUAUACACUGAGUAUGCUCACGAAAAUGAAAUAUAUCUUUAUUUUAUGAUAAACUGUGCUUCGACUACUUUUACGUUUUUUUGCGAGAAUGUUUUUUCUACGAAUGUUUUUUUGUACAUUUUUUGCAAGAAUGUUUUUUCUACGGGCUUAUGUUUCACAUUUACUGUGUAAACAACCGCUUUGAAUAUAUUUUUAUGUAUCUUUGCUAAUUGUACGACGUUAGGACGCUUUUGCUCCAUAAUGCGGUGUAAAAGCUUUCCUAAAGACAUUGAUAAGGUUUUAAAAUGUCACUUGACCAGUUUUUUUGAGGCGUUUAUUUACGCUACAGUCCAAUACGUACGAUUCAUUAUUCGAAAUUUACAUAUUCAUCGCGAGACUUUUAGCGCGUUGUCUUUCAGGUAUAUUUAUGUUGCUAAUUGCUUUCACCGGUUUUCUUCGUUUUUUGAGUCAUUGUCUCGUGCACUUCAUUGUCGUUCGUUGAGGAAAUCUUUCUUUUAGACGAAAGUCGAUUAUUCUGAUGGAGAUUAACCAAAUGACAGAGGGCGAACUUUGCCUGCGUUAACUCAUCACGACGAGUUUAGGUGUACACUUUUCGAAAUUAUCAAGGAAAAGUCAAACGGCAAUGUGGAUUGAUGGAAGCAAUUUUUAUGGGAAUAAUAGUCGGAUUGAUGUUCGUGACGGCUUUGCUUGGUAAUUUUCUCGUAAUGUACACCGUUUAUCGCAAUACAUUGCUACGACAGCAGUGUUCCAGCAUCUUCGUUGUCAAUCUAGCCGUUUGUGAUUUCUUAAUUGCUCUUCUCUUGAUGCCCGGUUUUUUUGGCGUCUUGAUUAAUCGUUCGUGGUUAGCUGAGUCGUUCUUUUGUCAACUCAACGGUUUUCUUAAUCAUUUGCUCGGCAUUUGUGCCAUACACGCAUUGGUUCUAAUUUCAAUUGAUCGUUUUUACGCCGUUAUGAAACCGCUGAAAUAUCGUGCGAAAAUGACGAUGCAAAAGUCGCUGUAUGCCGUGUUUUACGUCUGGAUUCAAGCUAUAAUUUUUGCUCUCGUCCCAGUCCCCCAAGGCUGGUAUCAAUUCAACGACAGUUUUUUGUGUUGUACGUUCACUCCGUCUUCCCAUCAUGCACCGAAGCAUCUCUAUAUUUAUUCGUUGUAUUUCUUUAACUUUGUGAUUCCGCUGGUCAUCAUACUUGCGGCAUAUUAUAAAAUAUUUCAUGUUGCGAAACGUCAUUCUGGACGCAUUGGACCAGCGGUCGUUCAGCUUGGAGCAAUUGGAAUCCAAGAACUUGUGGCUAUUCGGAAGGAUAUCGGUCGACAGCGCGAGGCCCGAGCGGCCCGUAAUAUAACCUUCGUUGUUGCAGCGUUUCUCUGCUGUCAUGCUCUGCUAAAACUCCCUAAUACGUUGAAGUUACUGCAGUUGCAAAAUGGUUUCACACUACAGUUACCUCUGGCUGCAACGAUCUCUGUCAAGCUGCUGAACUUCUUGAAAAGUUCUCUAGAUCCAAUUAUUUACGGUAUAUGUCAAAGAAAAUUUCGUUCUGCCUUCUCCUCCAUUCUUCCAUUGGGACUUCGUGUUAGAAUAAUGAAUAAAACCCACCUUAACCAAGAGUUCGUUAGGCGUAGAGCCAGUAACAACGCGAUGACGUCCGCUGACCGCGAGAACAGCAAGUAUUCUGAAUACAGCCAAGAUCAAACAACUAAUGAUAAUAUUUAAUCAUUUCACCAUUCAGAUAACAGAUUGGCGAUAUCCUCUAAAGUUUUUUAGCUGUUUACAUACAAUAUGUUUUGUAUAAUUAUUUAAGAGUAGCGUCCUCUAA